AUUUUCGGGGUAGGGUUUAUAUUGCCCAAAUGCUUAGAAAUCCUGCUAGCGCUUAUUUUAUGGGGAAACACGGUAUGAUCCUGUUUUCACUGUGCCUCCACUAUGGUAGGUUGUUUCUGGGUGUGUGUGUUUAAUUUUUGGAGUUCAUGUUUUCUAGGACUUUGUAUGUGGGGAUGGUGUAUGACUGGGUAAAGAGCAUGAACAGAUUUUAUUUUUUUUUUUGUUUUUAUUCAUGAACAGAUUUUAAAAUCUGAUUUUACUAAGUGUUUAAGGGUUAUCACCAGCCUGGGGCUAACUUUUAUGCUAAUUCCUCAGCCAGGUGGUUCCUGAACCACAUAGUGUAAAUUUGAAUACCAAAUCUGUACGUGGUAGCAAAUUCUCAUGGAACCUGUUCCCCCUCAAUCCUAGGGAAAGUUUCCUUGUUAUUUCUCCAUGCCAGUGGGGGAAGUUUUUCUAGCUCACCUCUUCACCAAGGAUGAAGGUUUCAGGGCCUUCAAGGAUAAAGGCUUCAAGCCACUUUUAUGCAGGUAGUCCCAUUUCCAACUUCCUUUUUUCACGUCCUCCUUUCCAAGAUUACAAAGAAAAGAAGGAACAACGGUCAUGUCAAAAAGGGCCGAGGCCAUGUGCAGCCUAUUCGCUGCACGAACUGCACACGAUGCGUGCCUAAAGACAAGGCCAUUAAGAUGUUUGUCAUUCGGAACAUAGUGGAGGCCGCAGCUGUCAGGGACAUAUCUGAAGCGAAUGUCUUCAAUGCCUAUGUGCUUCCCAAGCUGUACAUGAAGCUACAUUACUGUGUGAGUUGUGCUAUUCACAGCAAGGUAGUCAAGAAUCGUUCUCGGGAAGCCCGCAAGGACCGAACACCCCCACCCAGAUUUAGACCUGCGGGUGCUGCCCCAAGACCUCCACUAAAGCUUAUGUAAGGAGUUGAGUCCUUAAGGACUGGAGAAAAACUAUCCGUUGGAAAAAAAUAAAAUGGAGAGUAUACUUAAUAUAGCAUGUUAAAUAUGUCUGUGCCAGACAGAGUGAAAGUUUUUGUUAUACCAGGUGUUCAAGUGUGAAUUGUCACAUAAUGUUUUCCUUUGAAAGAAAGCUAAUCUUUCAGGAACAUCAAAACGCAAUCAGGAUAAAGAUAAUAAAAUAAAAAUUAAAAAAAGAAAGCUAAUCUGUGUGAAUUAAAUAACUCUUGUAGUCUAAAAAAACAACAACAAAAAAACUUCCUAUCUGGCAUGGGCCAAAGUCUCAUUUCUCGUACUUGUGUAGGCAUUAACACUCAAGAGCAGGUGGGGCGCAGUUGCCUGUAAUGCAGGCACUCUGGGAGGCCAAGACAAGAGGAUCGUUUGAGGUCAGGAGUUCGAGAUCAGCCUGAGCAAAAGCAAGAC
Molecule: messenger RNA, 1379 nt
Organism: Microcebus murinus (gray mouse lemur)
Lineage: Eukaryota; Metazoa; Chordata; Mammalia; Primates; Cheirogaleidae
Source: RefSeq, a predicted model, not a curated record